This is a messenger RNA of Clunio marinus, 2758 nucleotides long. Lineage: Eukaryota; Metazoa; Arthropoda; Insecta; Diptera; Chironomidae. The record is from the annotation of a GenBank genome assembly.
GGUGUGAUUUAGCAGUGAAAAAAAUUUUCAAGACAACUUUUGGCGAAAAACAAAUUUCAUAGAUUUCACGAAAUCGAGCCUUAAAAAUGUUUCGAUCGUUUUCCUCAUUUCCCAGGAGUGUUGUUUUAAGAAUAAGCAGUAGGAAUCAUCAGAUUCAACAAGGUUUACGAAAGAACCUUCACAGUCGUGCUGUUAAGAAACUUGUUACUGCUAGCAAUCCAGUGACUUCAAAUGGUGUUAAAAACUUAACAUUUAAAAAUAGAUUUGUGGUACAACAACAUGUUAGAUCCAUUCAAACAACCUCACAAUUACUUGAAGUUGUGAAGGUUCCUCCCUUCGCUGAUUCCGUAUCUGAGGGAGAUGUGAGAUUCGAGAAAAAAGUUGGCGACGCUGUAGCCAUUGACGAAGUCGUUAUGGAGAUCGAAACUGAUAAGACAACGGUUGGUGUUCCAUCACCAUCUCACGGUAUCAUCGAAGAAAUUUAUGUAUCGGACGGAGACACAGUGAAAGCCGGACAAGAUUUGUUUAAAUUGAAGGUGACUGGUGAGGCUCCCAAAGCUGCUGCUCCUCAAGCUGAAGCUCCUAAACCAGCUGCCGCUGCACCACCUCCGCCACCACCACAAGCAGAGGCACCAAAACCUGCAGCUCAAGCUCCACCGCCACCACCACCGCCAUCUGCAUCUAGUCCUCCACCACCUCCGCCGAAGCCAAAAGCACCAACUGCAACAGUUCCCAUUGCAGCCAUUCGACAUGCACAAUCAAUUGAAGCUGCAACUGUUAAACUGCCACCAGCUGAUUACACAAAAGAAAUCACUGGCACACGUACAGAACAGCGUGUGAAAAUGAAUCGAAUGCGAUUGAAGAUUGCAUCACGAUUGAAGGAAGCACAAAAUACCAACGCAAUGUUGACAACUUUCAAUGAGAUUGAUAUGAGUUAUAUCAUGGAAUUCCGUAAAUCAAACCAAGACGCCUUUCUUAAGAAAUAUGGAAUCAAAUUGGGAUUCAUGUCUGCUUUCUGCAAAGCUACUGCUUAUGCACUUCAAGAUCAACCAACAGUUAAUGCUGUUAUUGAAGAAAAUGAAAUCGUUUAUCGUGACUUCAUUGACAUUUCUGUUGCGGUUGCAUCACCAAAAGGUCUCGUUGUUCCUGUUUUACGUAAUGUUGAAGGCAUGAAUUAUGCUGAAAUUGAAUUGGGAAUCAAUGCUCUUGGCGAUAAAGCAAAGAAAGGAACGUUAGCUGUUGAAGACAUGGAUGGGGGCACCUUCACUAUCAGCAAUGGUGGAGUUUUCGGUUCACUGUUAGGAACACCAAUUAUCAAUCCGCCUCAAAGCGCUAUCCUUGGUAUGCAUGGAACAUUCGAACGACCAGUUGCGGUUAAAGGACAGGUUGUUAUUCGUCCAAUGAUGUACAUCGCAUUGACCUACGAUCAUCGUUUGAUCGAUGGACGUGAGGCUGUGACAUUCUUGCGUAAGAUUAAGGCUGGAGUUGAAGAUCCACGAGUUAUGUUAGCUGGAAUCUAAGCGAUAAAGAAGCGUAAUCUCUUAAUCACCACUGUGGACCUCCAAUAAACAAACUUUAAUCUUCAACAGUUCAUUCUCUACUAUUCACUGAGAGCGAAAACAAAAAAAAAUCCUAAAAACUUCAAGAAAAAAAUAAGAAACAUGAAAGGAAAAAAGUUUAAUCAAAAGUAUGAUUGCGAAAAAAAUAUUAAAUAGAGUAUUAAGAUGAAUAGCAUAAAAAUUUUGAGUUGAUAGUGAAAAUUUGUUAGAAUUCAGUGACCACACGCAUCUUUGACAUGAACAAUUGAGUUAAAGAUUUUUAAAAUUUCCUGAAAUAAUUUUUUGUGGUUUUUUUUUCAGUUGAAAUUUAUUUUCGACUUUCAUACAUGCAUACAGGUCAGGACAAGAAAACGAUAAGAAGAAAACAUAAUAAAUUAUAAUUUAUUAAAUAUUGAAGGAAGUGUCAAUAAAUAAAAGAAAGAAACCUUUAAGAGAAAUAAUUUCCAUCAGUUGCUUAUUCAAUGAAAGAAAAAAAGUUGUGAAGAAAAAUUGUAGAUGAACAAAUGUCGAAAUAUUUUCUUUUAUGCUGUUAAUCGAUGUACUUAUGUAUUUGAUUUUCAUGUUAUCACAAUGAGUGUUAACUCUGAUGAUAUCAUAAUUAAUCACACAAUUGUACACUUGAAUUGUUUAGUUCAAUAUCAAAAUUAAUCUUUUACACAAAUAUUUACUUUAAUCUUCUUUUUCAACAUUCUUCACAUGUUUGUCGAUGUCAGAUGUCUUAUCACGCGACUUUUUUUAUUAAAUCAAACAGAACAUUAUAAAUAACACUAAAAAAAUCAUUUUCAUGUUAAACAGAAAAGAUGAUGCGACAGAGGAAAAACAAAUUGUUGAAUUAUUAGGAGAUGUGUGAAAAUCUCUUCCCCAAGAAGUUAUUUAUAGUGAAAAGCAAAGCGAAAAAAUUUCGUACUUUGAAAACGAGAUCAGACAUGAAAAGGGUUCAUAGUUGGCGAAAUUUCAUAACUGAUUUCUCAGAUCUUCUCCAAAAAUUAUUCUACAUACUUUAUAGAAUCUGUUAGUUAGAUAAGACGAGCUAUUGCACGAUGAAUCAAAAAAUAUUUUAAUUGUCGAUGGAAAAAUAUACAAAUAUCAAUGAAAUUCGGUGCUCGAUACGUUGAUAUCUUUUGAGAAAUAUUUUAUUUCCAAUGUCAUAAAAUAAUGACGAUUUUUAACAAGGAAAAUAAAAGCCAUUCGCAAUACUU